Macaca mulatta (Rhesus monkey) is the source of this 952-nucleotide messenger RNA. It is a transcript of the gene CYHYorf15B, whose product is annotated as chromosome Y open reading frame, human CYorf15B. Gene Ontology annotation, molecular function: syntaxin binding. Gene Ontology annotation, biological process: regulation of cell cycle. The record is from RefSeq and is marked predicted. NCBI's taxonomy places the organism in Eukaryota, Metazoa, Chordata, Mammalia, Primates, Cercopithecidae.
CUUUUUCUCCUUAAUUAUUUUCUCCAAUUAUUCCUUCAUUCCUAAGUGUUCACCAGUGGGGCAGAUAAGAGAUACAAGUAGUUGGAAAUUGAGAUAAUUGGGUUGACCUGUCAUUAUUGCUAGGAUAAUUACUGGAAGAUUAAACCUAUCUGUUUGAUAUUUUGACCGUGUUUAUAAUUGUUGUUAGUAUUCUGUCAGAAUGUUUCUGUUUUCUAGUUGUUAAAAGAAGCAACAGAAUCGAGGCACAAAUACGAAGAAAUGAAGCAAGAAGAAGCACAACUGAAAGAGCAGCUUUUCCUUUAUAUGGAUAAGUUUGAAGAAUUCCAGACUACCAUGGCAAAAACCAAUGAACUUUUUACAGCCUUCAAGCAGGAAACGGAAAAGCUGACAAAGAAAAUUAAAAAACUGGAAAGAGAAAUGGUAAUAUGGUGUACCAAAUGGGAAAAUAAUAAUAAAAUACUUCUGCAAAUGGCUGAAGAGAAAACUAUUCGUGAUAGAAAUUAUAAAGUUUUUCAAAUAAAAUUGGAGCGAUUAGAGAAGCUGUACAAGGCUCUUCAAAUAGAAAGAAAUGAGCUCAGUGAGAAAGUGGAAGUUCUGAAAGGGCAGGCCUCUGUGAAAGUAGCAGAUGCAGAUUUAGCAGUGCCUGUGAUGCAUUCCUGUGCUGACCUGGAUUCUUCCAAUAUGCUGACCACUUCCUCUAAAAGAGCGCCAGGAGUCCGCUUGGAGGCUGACCCCAAAGGAAUGAAUGAGGCGAAAUGCUAUUCAAAAGGCCCUCUCCACGGGAUCUCUAGGCAUUGAUUAAGAUGAAGUAUGAUCAUUGUAUUGAUGGAUAUAUUUUGUGUACAUAUUUCUCUUUUAGUUGUAACUAUUGGUUUUGUAUGAAAAUUUCCUCUACUUUUUCUAUCAUAUCUGUAUUUUUUUAGAACUACUGGACUGUAUGGUACAGAAAGCU